This is a messenger RNA of Babesia sp. Xinjiang, 1587 nucleotides long. RefSeq lists its product as uncharacterized. The record is from RefSeq and is a predicted model, not a curated record. The coding region runs from base 1 to 1587 and encodes 528 amino acids. Lineage: Eukaryota; Apicomplexa; Aconoidasida; Piroplasmida; Babesiidae. The transcript is spliced from 4 exons.
AUGUGUGCCCUAUCCAGACAAAGACUGGCACACCGUCAGUCUUUCUCUCAGUCACUAUUGUUCCUGUGGUUGACAAUGACAUCAAGAGUAGUAUGUAAAUUACGCGAAAUCAUUGCCGAGGUUACCGGUAAUGCUCGGUCUGACUAUGUCACAUCUCUACGUGACGAACAUAGAGAGGAGCUACUGCAAGGUCGAAAGGCUUAUGCAAUCGACAAUGAUAGCAGUGAAAUUACACUAUUUGUGCCUUGGAGGCUACAUAGACCUAUUGAGAUGCUGUUCCAGAGGAUAGCUGUAGAUAGUCGAAUGUCUACAGCGGCAUUUAGGAAACUGGUCGACGGGGCAGCCCUAUUCCCAAGAUCACAGAGUUCACGGAAAAAAGAUGAUAUACUGGAAUAUAUUUUGGGGAGAGUGGUUGACAUAGAUUCAGUGGACUUCGAACAGUUCCUACAUGCACUGUUCCUGCUGGCAAAGUACCGUGCAGCCGUACUAAGAGUCACUGAGCAGUGUGCCUUCAAUCACAUGCUCACCACGCUAAUCGGUUAUGGCAUACGCACAAUGCCACAGCGGCAAGGGACCGUACAUUUAGGUGAUUCGGGUAACAAGGCAGACUAUGAGAGUACACUGGGUUCUAGUCCCAGGUCUAGUAUACACGAAAAUGAACUUCUGCGUGCAAUGACCUCAGCUACGAUCAAAAAAGUAGGAUCUCCUACCGCAUCAUCGACCGAGGGCGACGCGCUCCAGCGUGCCAUUACUCGAGCUAUUUCUCAACACAAUGAUAACGAAACAGACUCAUCAGAUCGAGAUACCGCAAAAAGCGGAUCUUCAAAUGCUAUGCAGUUGGGAAUGAGCAGCUGUGACUCGGUGGACACGGAGAAGCAGACACUGCAGCCAUUCCAGACCGAUCAUUUGUUUCGUAUGGCCGAAGACAAGAUGAAUGAGACAUGCGAGCUGUUGAAGAACGAAUUACUGACUAUGCGCGCACAACUUGACGAUUACAAGGUCCACGAGAGCCACAGGCAGGAGUUGAUACAUAAGAUAUCUGUGCUCAAGGGGGAUAAUGAACGAUUACAGAAUCAGAUGGACACCGACGCUGCCGCUGCUAAGGAAAAACAACAGCAACUGGAAAGUACCAUCACUGAGUUGAACGAAGAGUUGUCAGCAGUGAAGAAAAACGUUGCCGAGUUGGAGGAACAGCUCCAGCAGGCCAAACAGCAGAUAGAGGCCGCAGAAAAUUAUCGUUCUCAUCAACAACAGGUGCAGACACUGAUUGCAUUACAGAGGGAUUAUGAGAGCAUGUUGUUCUCUGCUUUCGUGUCCUACAGGGAUGAUGCAUUGGUUGGCGGCGAGUUCGUGAUGUCUGAGGAUAGCUGCAUAGCCUUCUGUCUAGAUUUCGGUCUAGACGAAAUUCAACUUGCUGCAGGAUCAAAUGUAGAUCCGGCUGCCAAGGUAGCAUAUAAGGAUGUCGUUAAGUCGUCAUCCAGUGGCAAGCUUACAUAUGGUUUGUUCAAAGAGUUUCUGUUGCGCUUGGCCGAGAUAGUCGACCCUCAAUCCACUCAGAAGCGUGCAUUCCAGCUUCUGUUGUUGUAA